AUGCCGCACCACGCCGCGCCCAGCUGCCGCCCCCCUUGGUACGUUGCACCACGGUUCGCUCCCGAGGCGCGUGCGAAGCCCGUGCGCAUCGUCAACGUGGCGUCGGCGGCGCACGCUUUUGGAAAGAUUGACUUUGACUCCUUCAGGAGCAGCAAGGGGUAUUCCGAGUGGCCCACGUACGGCCAGAGCAAGCUGGCCAACAUUUUGUUCACGUACGAGCUGGCGCGCCGCCUCAAGGGCGCGGGCGUGCCGACCGUGAAUGCGCUGCACCCUGGGGUGGUGCGGACGGAGCUGGGGCGCUACCUGCUGUCGGACGACGCGUCCUUCCUGACCAAGGCCAUGUGGUCGCUGAUGACGCCGUUCACCAAGACGCCGGUGCAGGGGGCCCAGACCAGCAUCUUCCUGGCGUCGUCGCCCGAGGCUGAGGGCAUCACCGGGAAGUACUACUCGGACUGCAAGCCCAUCUCCAGCACACCGGCGUCGUACGAUGUUGACGUGGCCAAGAAGCUGUAUGACGUGUCACUGGAGCUGGUCGGGGCGCCUGUCAGCAGCACGGUCGCGUAA
Molecule: messenger RNA, 564 nt
Organism: Monoraphidium neglectum
Lineage: Eukaryota; Viridiplantae; Chlorophyta; Chlorophyceae; Sphaeropleales; Selenastraceae
Product: retinol dehydrogenase 14 (all-trans/9-cis/11-cis)
Exons: 6
Coding region: 1-564 (187 amino acids)
Source: RefSeq, a predicted model, not a curated record